AUGUCCAAUGUGCAUACAUUGAAUGAUAUAAAAGAUAGAGAGGGUGGUUCUUAUAAAAAACCCGGUCAUCGGCUGGGUAGUGUAUAUGAGCAAGAGCUCGAAAAAAAAAUAAGAUCCGUUACCGAAUUUAACUCUGAGAUUAAUGAUCUCAGCGAAAAGCUGGUAGAUAAGUACAAUGAGCGAGAAAAGGAGUUUGAAAAUAAAGCUAGCCAAUUAAUUGCGUCCACUACUAAGGUUAGAUCCCAACUUAUUUCUGAACGGAAGUCUCAUUCUGAGAGUCAACGUGAGCUUGAAGCCAAAUAUUCUGCCGAAAUCCAAUCGCUCAAAUCAAAGAUUAAAACACUGAAGAGAGAGGGAACUUUGGCCCAGAAAGCUUCGUCCGCUGACAAGAUCAAGAUUCUUUCUCUUGAAACUAAAGUACGUGAAUUGGAAGGUAAGUUGGAUGACUUAGAACUAGAACAGGUGCUCCAUGAUUCGAAUGCAGUGGGAGGGAUGAUAGAGGAGCCGGCCCAAAUAAACUCAUCUGAUCCUAAAGAGAUCGAUUCUCUUAGGCUUGAAUUGGAGCAAGGAGCAGUUAGCGUUAAAGAAAAUAAUGAAGUAGAUCGUCCACCCCCGCCUAUAAACAAUUUAAAAGAAAAUGAGAGUGAACAGGUCCCAAAAGAAUUACAACUUUCCGCUCUUAAUCCUCCACCCUCCCAAAUAUUUUCCGCAGGUGGUGUAGAAGCGGUGUCUUUACCAGCAACUGCUCCUAUCGUCACGAGCUCCUUGAUGUCGCCUAUGUUAAUAUAUUCUAUACUUACCCUAGUACUUAUUACGAUUAUAUGGUUUAUGGCCAGGAAAUGGUGGAAUUCGCGGAAAAAAAGUAAUACUGAGUAUUCUCCUUACCAGAACUAUUUUUUAUCAUCUCCGGGCAUUUCCGAGGCCGGACUGUAUGAUCGGAGGCGCCUUGUCGGAGAUAGAAAUUGA
Molecule: messenger RNA, 966 nt
Organism: Ambispora gerdemannii
Lineage: Eukaryota; Fungi; Glomeromycota; Glomeromycetes; Archaeosporales; Ambisporaceae
Source: the annotation of a GenBank genome assembly